Molecule: messenger RNA, 490 nt
Organism: Cavia porcellus (domestic guinea pig)
Lineage: Eukaryota; Metazoa; Chordata; Mammalia; Rodentia; Caviidae
Gene: Iapp
Product: islet amyloid polypeptide
Exons: 3
Coding region: 124-402 (92 amino acids)
Cellular component (GO): extracellular region
Molecular function (GO): hormone activity
Source: RefSeq, marked provisional
AGGGAGCAAAUACUCCAGGGAAUGCAAGCUUGGACUUUCUUCCUAUUAAAGGCGUUUCCUGGUAUUCUUCACAUUGAAACAUUAAAAGGACUGAUUUAUUCUUCUCAGAAAAUCUGAGAAGCAAUGUGCCUCCUUAGGCUGCCAGUAACGCUCCUUGUGCUCUGUGUUGCACUAAACGAACUGAAAGCUACAUCCAUUGCAAGUGACACCGGCCAUCAGGUGGGCAAACGAAAGUGCAACACUGCCACGUGUGCGACACAACGCCUGACAAAUUUUUUGGUUCGUUCCAGCCACAACCUUGGCGCUGCUCUCCUGCCUACUGAUGUGGGAUCCAAUACAUAUGGCAAGAGGAACGCACCUCAGAUUUCAGACAGAGAACUCCUACAUUAUCUACCCCUAUAGAGGUCCACAUCCCUUUAUAGGUCUCAUUUCAUGUAUUCGCUGAUGAUUUCCUGUACACAUCAACAGUGCCUCUUUCAUUUGUAGUGUG